GAGAGAGAGAGAGGGAAGGUGGAAGUGAGGGUUGGUUGUUGAUGGUAGAGUUCGGAGGAGGACGCGCACGCGAGAGAGAGAGUUGGAAGGGAGUAGAUGAUGAACGGAGCUCCGGCAAGGGAUCGGAGAGGGUGGUGGCGUUACGGUAAUUUCUCUCACAUGGAAUGGCAGAUCUUGUUAGCUACGGCAACGCCAAUCGUGACAUUGACCAGGCAAUAAUUUCUUUGAAGAAGGGUGCUCAGCUACUGAAAUAUGGUCGUAAGGGAAAGCCUAAGUUUUGUCCGUUUCGACUCUCUAGUGACGAAUCAUCUUUGAUCUGGAUUUCGAGUAGUGGAGAAAGAACUUUGAAGUUAGCUUCUGUCUCAAGAAUUAUUCCUGGACAAAGAACUGCUGUUUUCCAACGAUAUCUGCGGCCUGAAAAAGACUAUUUAUCUUUUUCUCUUAUAUAUAAUAACGGAAAGCGGUCCCUUGAUCUGAUUUGUAAGGAUAAAGUUGAGGCAGAAGUGUGGAUUGCUGGCCUCAAGGCACUUAUAUCCUCCGGUACAGGUGGUCGCUCCAAAAUUGAUGGAUGGAGUGAUGGAGGCUUGUACCUUGAUGAUAGCAGAGACUUGACAUCAAAUAGCCCUAGUGAUAGUUCAGUUAGUGGUGCACGAGAUAGUGGCUCUCCUGAGAUUUCUGUCAAUUUUAAACCAAAUACUUCACCAAAGAGUUUUCCACCUGACAAUUCUCCAGUCUCCGAGAGGUCGCAUGUAGCAUCAGAGAAGACAAAUAUGCAAGUAAAAGGUUCAGAUGCAUUUCGAGUUAGUGUUUCAAGUGCUCCCAGCACUUCAAGUCAUGGUUCUGCACCCGAUGAUUGUGAUGCUCUAGGUGAUGUAUACAUAUGGGGUGAGGUCAUUUGUGACAGUGUUGUUAAGAUUGGAGCUGAUAAAAAUGUAAAUUAUUCAAGUCCCCGAGCAGAUGUGCUUGUUCCUAGGCCCUUAGAGUGCAAUGUUGUUUUGGAUGUACAUCAUAUAGCCUGUGGGGUCAAGCAUGCAGCCUUGGUCACAAGACAAGGUGAAGUUUUUACAUGGGGUGAAGAAUCUGGGGGAAGACUUGGCCAUGGUGUGGGGAAAGAUGUUGCUCAACCUUGUCUGGUUGAAUCUCUGGCAGCUACUAAUGUUGAUUUUGCGGCAUGUGGAGAAUUUCAUAGUUGUGCUGUUACAAUGGCUGGGGAGCUUUAUACAUGGGGAGAUGGUACACACAAUGCUGGGCUUCUUGGUCAUGGCACUGAUGUCAGUCACUGGAUACCAAAGAGAAUUUCAGGUCCUCUUGAGGGACUUCAAGUUGCUUCUGUAUCAUGUGGUCCAUGGCAUACGGCCGUGGUGACAUCAACAGGGAAACUUUUUACAUUUGGCGAUGGAACAUUUGGUGUCUUAGGCCAUGGAGACAGAGGAAAUGUUUCAUAUCCGAGAGAAGUAGAUUCCCUAUCAGGAUUGAGGACAAUAGCUGUUGCAUGUGGGGUGUGGCACACUGCUGCUGUAGUGGAGGUUAUCGCGACACAAUCUAGUGCCAGUAUUUCAUCAGGUAAAUUGUUUACUUGGGGUGACGGAGAUAAAAAUCGUCUUGGACAUGGAGACAAGGAAGCCCGGCUUAAACCGACAUGUGUUCCAGCCCUUAUUGAUUACAAUUUUCAUAAAAUUGCUUGCGGGCACAGUUUAACUGUUGGCUUGACAACAUCAGGGCAUGUCUUUACAAUGGGUAGUACUGUUUAUGGUCAGCUUGGGAAUCCCAAUUCUGAUGGAAAACUACCUUGCUUGGUGGAUGACAAACUUUCCGGGGAAUGUAUUGAAGAAAUUGCUUGUGGUGCAUAUCAUGUAGCAGUAUUAACAUCCAGAAAUGAAGUUUAUACGUGGGGAAAAGGUGCUAAUGGGAGGUUGGGGCAUGGUGAUGUUGAGGAUCGAAAGACACCGACUUUGGUUGAAGGUUUAAAGGAUAGACAUGUGAAAUAUAUUGGUUGUGGUUCACACUAUACAGCAGCUAUAUGUCUUCACAGAUGGGUAUCUGGUGCUGAGCAGUCACAGUGCUCUGCUUGUAGACAGGCUUUUGGAUUUACAAGGAAGAGGCAUAAUUGCUAUAACUGUGGACUUGUGCACUGCCAUUCAUGUAGUUCCAGAAAAGCAACAAGAGCAGCACUGUCUCCUAAUCCUGGAAAACCAUAUCGAGUGUGUGAUUCUUGUUAUGUGAAAUUGAACAAGGUGUUAGAACCUGGUAGUAAUAAUAGAAAGAAUGUUAUACCUCGCUUGUCUGGUGAGAACAAGGACAGAUUGGACAAGGCUGAGAUAAGAUUAUACAAGUCUGCCGUACCUUCAAACGUGGAUUUGAUAAAGCAAUUAGAUAGCAAAGCAGCCAAGCAAGGAAAGAAAGCUGAGACAUUUUCCCUUGUUCGCUCCUCUCAAACACCUUCGCUGUUGCAAUUAAAGGAUGUAGUUAUGUCAGCUGCUGUUGAUCUGAGACGAACAGUGCCCAAACCAGUUCUUACACCAUCUGGAGUAAGUUCGAGGUCUGUGUCACCGUUCUCAAGGAGACCAAGCCCUCCUCGUUUUGCAACUCCUGUUCCUACAACAUCCGGACUUUCCUUCUCUAAAAGUAUUGCAGAUAGUUUGAAGAAAACUAAUGAGCUUUUGAACCAAGAAGUGCUAAAGUUACGUUCGCAGGUUGAUAGCUUGAGACAGAGAUGUGAACUUCAAGAAGAAGAGCUUCAGAAUUCAACAAAGAAAACACAAGAAGCUAUGGCAAUGGCUGCAGAAGAAUCUGCCAAAUCUAAAGCGGCUAAAGAAGUUAUAAAGUCACUAACCGCACAGCUCAAGGAUUUGGCUGAAAGGUUGCCACCUGGGGUUUAUGAUAGCGAGAGCAUAAAGAAGGCAUAUCCAUCUAACGGUUUGGAGCCAAAUGGUAUUCAUUAUCCAGAUGGAGAUAACCAUUCAAGAUCAAGUUCAAUGAGCAAUUCUUACUUAAUUUCCUCCAUGGGAAUUGACUCAACUACAGUUAAUGGAAGUCGAGGGCAGACUCAUUCACCCAGGGAUUCUGUAGGAACGAAUGAAACUAACCUACAACACAAUAGGGAGCUGGUGACCUCCAAUGGGAUGGUGAAUGCUUUAGAUAGACUGCCCAAUGGUGGCGGAUCAUUUCAGUCAGUUGGUAGUAAUCUGUCAGUGGCCGUUGAUGGCAAGGACUCUGGGCCUAUCCAAGAUGGGGAGAAUGGUACGAGAUCUAGGAACCCUACAUUGGCUGUUAGUGGUAAUACAGUUGAGGCAGAAUGGAUUGAACAAUAUGAGCCUGGUGUUUACAUAACUCUUGUGGCUCUCCGCGAUGGAACUAGAGAUCUCAAACGAGUGCGCUUCAGCCGGAGAAGAUUUGGAGAGCACCAAGCAGAGAUUUGGUGGUCCGAGAACCGUGAGAAAGUGUACGAGAAGUACAACGUCCGUGGGUCAGACAAGUCUUCAGUUUCUGGCUCAGCGUCUCGUAGAUCGGAUGGAGCUCUCUCACCUGCACCCCAACAACCUUAGCAAGGAGGGAGGGAGGGAAAAGCCCUCCUAUUAACACAUUUUGUAUCAUCAUCUGAUGGUAUUUUAAGGCGGAGCAAGAGUCGGUAUCAAGGGAAGCAAAACACCUCUUUUGCCUUUUUUUCUUUUUCCACAUUUUGAGGCUUUCCCACUUCCGCCCAUUUUUUCUUUUCUUUUAAAAAUUAUUUCUGGGGUAUCUACCCUUUAUACACCAGCUGUAUUGUAGUGUAUAUAAACUCUUUCAAAUUCAGCAAAAGAAAGUUGUUGCUUUCAAUUGCCCCGUAAUUCUUCUUUUCUUGUCAAUACAAUUGUAGGUUUAUUGUUUUUGCUGUCUGCACUGUUAUUAUUAGAUAAGUCCAGUAUGUAUUCUUUCCUUGU
Fragaria vesca subsp. vesca is the source of this 3920-nucleotide messenger RNA. RefSeq lists its product as uncharacterized. Lineage: Eukaryota; Viridiplantae; Streptophyta; Magnoliopsida; Rosales; Rosaceae. The transcript has 9 exons. Bases 165 to 3545 code for a protein of 1126 amino acids. The record is from RefSeq and is a predicted model, not a curated record. Gene Ontology annotation, molecular function: metal ion binding.